Messenger RNA from Elephantulus edwardii (Cape elephant shrew), 803 nucleotides. RefSeq names its product activating transcription factor 1 (gene ATF1). Gene Ontology annotation, molecular function: RNA polymerase II cis-regulatory region sequence-specific DNA binding; DNA-binding transcription factor activity, RNA polymerase II-specific. Gene Ontology annotation, biological process: regulation of transcription by RNA polymerase II. NCBI's taxonomy places the organism in Eukaryota, Metazoa, Chordata, Mammalia, Macroscelidea, Macroscelididae. The coding region runs from base 177 to 587 and encodes 136 amino acids. Gene Ontology annotation, cellular component: nucleus; ATF4-CREB1 transcription factor complex. The record is from RefSeq and is a predicted model, not a curated record. The transcript has 4 exons.
UUGAUUAUGGAAGAUUCCCACAAGAAUAACACUUCAGAGACAGCACCUCAACCCAGUUCAGCAGUUCAAGGAGCGCACAUCUCUCAUAUUGCUCAACAGUUGCCAUUGCCCCAAACGGAGCCUUACAGCUGGCCAGUGCAGGUACAGAUGGAGUACAGGGGCUACAGACAUUAACCAUGACAAAUUCAGGCAGUACUCCGCAAGGUACAACAAUCCUCCAGUAUGCACAGACGUCGGAUGGACAGCAAAUACUUGUUCCCAGCAACCAGGUCGUUGUACAAACGGCUUCAGGAGAUAUGCAGACAUAUCAGAUCCGUACCACACCUUCAGCUACUUCGCUACCACAAACAGUGGUGAUGACAUCUCCUGUUACUCUUACAUCUCAGACAACUAAAACAGAUGACCCUCAAAUGAAAAGAGAAAUAAGAUUGAUGAAAAAUAGGGAAGCUGCUCGCGAAUGUCGUAGAAAGAAGAAAGAAUAUGUGAAAUGCCUGGAAAAUCGAGUUGCCGUUCUGGAAAAUCAAAAUAAGACUCUAAUAGAAGAGUUAAAAACUUUGAAGGCUCUUUAUGCCCAUAAAAAUGUUUGACUCUGAAGAAACAAAGUAUUUUUGUGGACUUGCCUAAAAUUAGAUCAUUCUUUUCUUUUUAAUGGAGUAUUUUAAGUUAAGAGGUCAAGAAUAAAGCUUUUUAUUUAGUCUUUUGCAACUCAUAAGAAAUCUGAUGACAGAGGAUUAAGCGAGAAAUGACCUCAAGGAGGUUACUGGCACAACUGGAAGCGUCAUGAAAAAACAUACUCAAGGUGC